UUGUAGCUUGGCGAGAAAUAUUUCAAACGCACUUCCAAAUUUAGUGAUUGUGGCUGGUGUCCUGUUGACGUUUCAGGACGUUUUUAUGCAACCAUGAGUCGAGGGACGACUUCGGUGACCGGCGACAUAAAAGUGGAGAAGAGUAAAAUGAAAUGGGAUCCAAAAACUCUAGAAAUUCGGACGCAUUCAGUCGAGAAGACCCUCGAGCCACUUGUUCACCAGGUAACAACCCUGGUUAAUCAUCCAAAGAAAAAGGGUAGCAAACUUGGAAAAUCUAAGAAUGCCCAUAAGCUUGCCCAAGACAUUGAAGAUGCUACAGCUCGGCUUAUAAAAACAGGGGAGGAAAUUGCUCAAGAGUUUCCUGAAAUCAGAGAAGAAAUGUUAGCAGCAUGCAAGGACUGUCGUGGGGCAGGUGAUUCAAUGCGAAUUGCAGCCAAAGAAUUUGCAGAUGAUCCAUGUUCGUCAGCCAAAAGAGCUUCAAUGGUCAGGGCUGCUCGGGCACUAUUGUCCUCUGUUACAAGGUUGUUGUGUGUUGCUGACAUGGCAGAUGUGUAUCGCCUCCUUGCCUCACUGAAACUGGUGGAGAAGAGACUGAAGGAAUUAGAAAAAGCUAGUAACACUGCAGACUUGUUGAAUUCUUUUAAGAAUCUUGGGAAUGACUUGAUGGACUUGGCAAAACUUUCUGGCAAGAGACAAGCAGACUUAAAAGAUCCACAUAGGAAAGAUGACAUGGCUGCUGCUAGGGCUACUCUUAAAGAGUCAAGUAAAAUGCUGCUGUCCUCCUCCAAGGCCUAUGUACGUCAUCCUGAAGUGGAUUCUGCAAAAGCCAACAGGGAUUUUGUGAUGAAGCAAAUGUCUGAAGCAGUGAAUGCCAUUUCAGGGGCAACACAGGCUACUGGCUCAGGUGGACCUCACCCAUAUGAGACUCCAGGGGCAUUGGCAACAGCUUUGGAUGACUUUGAUUCCCAGAUCAACAUGGAUCCAACUUCAUACUCUGAAAAGCGCACCCGUCCCACAUUGGAGCAGCGACUUGAAAGCAUCAUCAGUGGAGCAGCACAGUUAGCUGACUCAAUGUCAACAAGAGAUGAUACACGGGACAAGAUUAUAGCAAGCUGUAAUGGUGUGCGGCAAGCUCUCCAGGAUCUACUGUCAGAGUAUAUGAAUCAUGCCACAGGAAAGAAGAAGGCUGCUCCUGGAGGGUCUCUAGACCAAGCCUUGGAAAGGAUGUGUAACCGAACCAGGGAGCUGAGAGGCCAGUUGCGUCGUGCAGUUGUGGAUCAUGUUUCUGAUUCUUUCUUGGAGACCACAAUGCCUCUGAUCAUGAUGAUUGAAGCAGCUCAAGCUGGGAAUGAGAAAGAAGUAGAAGAAUGUGCCAAGUUAUUUACAGACCAUGCUGCAAAACUUGAAGAGGUGGCAAAUCUUGCCUGUUCAAUGUCAGUGAAUCCUGAGAAGGUGAAAAUGGUGAGACUAGCAGCAAAGAGAUUGCAGAACUUGUGUCCUCAGGUAAUUAACGCUGCUCGAACACUAGCUGCCCGUCCUCAUAGUAAGGUGGCUCGAGAAAAUAUGGAUGUGUUCAAAGAGGCCUGGGAACAGCAAUUGCAGGUUCUCACUGAGGCUGUUGAUGACAUUACAGGAAUUGAAGACUUUUUAGCUACUACAGAGGCUCAUGUCUUGGAAGAUGUGAACAAAUGUGUCCAGGCUCUGCAAGAGAGAGAUCCCGAGAAUGUGGACAGGACUGCUGGACAGAUACGUGGACGCACAGCAAGACUGGAAGAUGUGGUCACUGCAGAAAUGGAGAACUACCAACAAGGACCAUACACUGAUAAUGUGAUGAGGGCAGUCAUGUACAUGAGGAAUGAAGUGAUUCCACACUUCGCUCAGAAUGUUGAGAGAUCUGUAAACACACUGGCUAAAGAUCCACACGGAGAAGUGGAUGAGGCUCAGUUUAUUGAUGCCUCUAAACUGGUGUAUGAAGGUAUAAGAGACAUCAGGAAGGCUGUUCUCGCUGGAAGGAGACGAGGUGGUCCUGGUGAAGAAGUGGAAAUGGAGGAUGCAGCUGCUGUGCUGUUUGCCGAGGCACAGGCUCGUGCCAGAGAACAAGCUGCCUAUGAACAACUCAAAGCGAGUGGUAAAUUACAAUUUGAAGUGCGAUCGGAGGGAGGUGAAGAUGAAGGGGGAAUGGGUGUGUCGUCUAUCAAGGUGAACGGUGUGGAACAUUGCCCCAGGAAGCCUGGGCACAAUGUUGUUGUACUUGAUCCGAUUGGUGACGUGUACGCAGUCAGAAAUUUUAACACCAAUGCAGGGGAAGGCCCGGCUAUGGGACAGUUUUUGAACCAACUUCCUGAGGAUCAUGUUGUUCUUGUGGCCACACAGGAGCUGACAAGCCGAGAGCAGGGUAAUAAUGUGGCCGCCGCAGCACCAGCGCUGGAGCGUCUUGGAGCAGAGGGACCAUUUGACCCUGGUUUUCAUGGAUCUUACGCCUUCUCUGGCUGUACUGGACCCGCACCAAGAUUUUACACCAAAGCUGAGGUGCGACCCAGGUACCAUGGACCGGCAAUUGUGGCGCAACUCAUUCCCACUCCAGCUGCACAGAAAGGAAUGGUUCGUGUUGCGAUCGUCGCUACCGGAGAAGAUGAUCCAAAGGGAACAGGCCGAACAUCAAUCAAAGUUAAUGGCAUCGAGAGAUCGCCCAUGCAGCGAGGACACAAUAUUGUCAUACUGGACAGUGACAGAAACUUUAUCAUGGCGGCUAACUUUGACACAGCAGAUCCGUCUAAAGGGGAGGGGGCAAAGAUGGCCAAGUUCUUACAACAGCUUCCUCAGGAGAGGAUAGUGCUGAUUGGUACUCAGGGAACCACUGGUACUUCUGUGAAUGACGCAAAGGAGGCUCUUUAUGAGAUAGGUGCCACAGGCAAUGUUCAUCCUGGGUUCCAUGGCUCUUGGGCCUUCGUGGGGUACACAGGGCCCGAGCAAGUUAAAUGGGCAAAAAAUGUAAGCCAACCGCGGUACCAGGGACCUGCAGUUAUCGAAGAAAUGCUGACGAGUCCGUCAGCAGAGGAGGAAAUAAGCGCCAUGACAGCUGCGGAGUCUGAGUACGAACCAGUGUCUGAUUACGAAUUUGAGGGAGCAGUUUCUGAUUAUGAGGCACGGUCUGAGUUUGAUGACACUGACGAAUGGGAAAAGGAUAAGAGUAUAUCAAAGAGGAGUGCAAGGUCCCUUAUGAGAGCUCUGCCGGCAGAAGAAAAAGCUAAGAUUGAACAGCUGGCCGAGGGACUGAAACUAGAGAAGAAAAAGCUGGAAAGAGAGUUGACCAAAUGGGACGAAAGUGGAAAUGAUAUUAUUAUCCUGGCGAAGAAGAUGUGCAUGAUGAUGAUGGAAAUGUCCGACUUCACAAGGGGAACAGGACCGCUGAAAACUACGAUGGAUGUGAUUGAUGCUGCUAAGAGAAUUGCCAAAGCUGGAAGAAAGAUGAAUGAAAAAGCUACCGAAAUUGCACAGAAGUGUCCUGAUUCAAGUUCAAAGAACGAUCUGUUAGCGUACAUACAGCGCAUUGCACUGUAUUCCCAUCAGCUGACCAUCACAGCCCGAGUGAAAGCUGACGUACAGAUGAUCAGUGGUGAACUUGUAGUGUCCGGGUUGGACAGUGCUACUUCUCUCAUCACAGCGGCCAAAAAUCUAAUGAACGCUGUCAUUUCUACAGUGAAGGCCUCGUAUGUUGCUAAUACCAAGCACAAGUCAGGAGAUGCAAGGGGCUCCAGUCUCACCUGGCGUAUGCGUGCACCGGAGAAGAAACCGCUGGUUAACCUCGAGAAAGAUGACCGCGUGCCACAAUUACAGCGUGCAGAGAAAGUAAAACAAGAGUCGCCCAUCCAGGCACUCUCUGAAUUUGACACUUCGGAGACGAAACGUACACCCGACUUUUACUAGGCAGUAACAUUUUACUGGUAGAGUGAACGAUGAAAACUUGCUUGCACAUGCAUUGGAUAUAGUUCUUUUUAUGACCCAUGAAAAUAAAAUGCUAUAGGAAACCUUUAUGUAACCUGCUCAAAAGAGCUGGGAUUUGUCAAGUGCGACUGUGUGAAAUUCGAAACGAAUUCACAGACUAUUUUUUAGCUUUUUAGGUAAUGGUUGUAAUGAAUUUAAUGUUAGGUUGAUAUCGCCUUGUUUGAAGUACGAUCUCGUAGAAAAGUAGGUGAUUAAAGGCUAGAUUCUCUCAAAAUGAAAAAUGGUUGUAAAAAAUUUUGUUAAAACUACCAGAAGGAGUACAUGAUUUGUUAAGCGUUGUUAGGGUACAGUAGAGGCAUGUUACGUUUUGCCUACGUAACUGCUGAAUUUUUAUAGAAUGGCAAAAUAAUUUCGAGAGAGGAGACCCGCUGCAGGCUUUGCAAUUUUAGGUAGCCGUCAACAAUUCAAAUGGCGUCAUCGUGUCGCUAAGUAAGACUAUCAUUUAGGAGGCCAAAGUUGCUAAGGGAAUAACGUCACGGACGGUUCUUACAAACAUGACGUGUUUGUCGUUGUCAAGCACCCUGGUUAUUCAAGUCAAAGGUUUUUCUUUUGAUCAGUAUGUGACAAAAUUGUAACACUAUUUUUGUAGUUAGGUAGCGUGGUUCCGAGAAAUGCACGCAAUGUCAUGCGUCACAAAAUAAAACAGCACGAAUCAAUGGG
Molecule: messenger RNA, 4665 nt
Organism: Pocillopora verrucosa
Lineage: Eukaryota; Metazoa; Cnidaria; Anthozoa; Scleractinia; Pocilloporidae
Product: catenin alpha-2-like
Biological process (GO): cell-cell adhesion; cell migration
Cellular component (GO): adherens junction; catenin complex
Molecular function (GO): cadherin binding; beta-catenin binding; actin filament binding
Source: RefSeq, a predicted model, not a curated record